UUGCAUACUCCUUUUGAGCACUAAAAAUACAUAUAUAGUUUAAUAGUGACACCCAUUAUAAGUUUUUAAUCUUGAUUGCAGAACUCAUUCAUGUAUACACAAAGAAUGAAUACUUUGAUGAGGAUUGGUUCAAACCAUGAAAUGGUUUACAGUCCUAAAAGCAGAGAUCUUGGUAGUGUACAACAACAACCUUGCCAAGUAGGAUUCAACGUGUUGCCCUCGGAUAUCGUUAACCAUCAAGAGCAAGAAGAUCAGCAACAAAUGAUGAUGAGCUAUAGACAAGAUUCUCCAUCUUGUAGUAAAACGAUCAUGCAACAAAUCGGUUCACCAGCCUCUGCCCUUUGGGCAACUGAAAGAUUUUUGGGUUUUUCUCAAGAUAGAUCUUUUAACGAACAAAUUGAUGCUUCGUCUAUACCCCAGAUGAGAUUUGAUCAGUUUAUAAGGCCUAAUGAAUAUGGUUACCUCAAUUCUUACGAUAGAUCACACAAGAUGAGGGGUGGUAAUUUUUCAGAAAGGGAUAAGCUUAGAGAGCUAAAAAGAAAAUUACUUGAUGAAUCUGAUGUAGUUUCUGAUUGGAGACAAUCACCACCCUCUAUUUGUUUUGAUGGAAAUAAAGAUCUUGAUGAGCAAUUUGGUCAUUCAAGAAACACGCCUAGGACACCUUCGAGUCAAGGUUUGGUCAACCGUACGAAUCCUGCAAAUGUUAUGCCAAGUAAAACACGAAUCAGAUGGACUCAAGAUCUCCAUGACCGGUUUGUGGAGUGUGUGACUUGCUUAGGUGGUGCUGAAAAGGCGACACCAAAGGCGAUAUUGAGACUGAUGGAUUCAGAAGGCUUAACAAUCUUUCAUGUUAAAAGCCAUUUACAGAAAUACAGAGUUGCCAAAUAUUUGCCUGAAACUGCAAAAGGGAAUUUGGAGAAGAGAAAUAAUAUUGAUACCAUAUCGCAAAUUGAAAAUAUAACCGGCAUGCAAUUUAAGGAUGCACUGCAAAUGCAACUUUCUGUACAAAGGCAACUUCAUGAGCAACUAGAGAUUCAGAGAAACUUGCAGUUGAGAAUAGAGGAACAAGCAAAGCAACUAAAGAUGAUGUUUAAUCAACAUCGGCAACAAAAGACCAGUAUAUCCCAGAAUUCGGAAAUCACAUCUUUACAUGAUGAUCACCACUCCACGAAUCUUGAUGAUGAAGAGAUUGUGAAUUUGGAAGAUGAUGAUGAGAAUACCCUUUUCCCAUCCAAAAUAAGUUAGCUUUCUAUCAAGAAAGCUCAAACUUUUUUGAUGAAAAAUCCAUUUGUGUCUUUAACAGUUGCGAGAAACACAUGAUUGUCUGUUCACAUGAUCAACAAAACAAAACUUGCAGAUGAUGAUCAAGCUGCUCGCAUUUUGUGAAUGAACUUUCAUAUCUUAAUGUAAAACCUGUUUGUUUAUACUUGAUAACUAGGCUGUUAUCUUGUGUUACUGUGUGCAAAUAAGAUUCGUUAAUGAAUAAAAACUAUGCAAUUCGCUAUAAGAAAUAACGUGAGGUCGGGAAAAGAUCAAAAGACAAAAGAAACACAAAGAAGGGGUCAGGAUGUAACCUUUCGUCCAGCAAAUGGACGUAUAUAUGUAUCAAAGUCCAUAACGAUCAUACUAAUGUUGACCUGCUCAAUGGUUUUGGGACCAUUUUGGGAUUCUCGUGAGAAUUGCUAAA
Molecule: messenger RNA, 1687 nt
Organism: Erigeron canadensis
Lineage: Eukaryota; Viridiplantae; Streptophyta; Magnoliopsida; Asterales; Asteraceae
Product: myb family transcription factor PHL5-like
Exons: 7
Coding region: 91-1245 (384 amino acids)
Molecular function (GO): DNA-binding transcription factor activity; DNA binding
Source: RefSeq, a predicted model, not a curated record